CUCCGCUCUGGUCAGCAGUCCACGCCUCCGAGCUGCUACAGUGUUGUUGGAGGAGCCGAACAGGAGCUGCUCUCAUCGAGAAAUACUGUCCUGCUGCAAGUCUUCUCCUCGUGUGCAUUUUCCUGCAUGCCUUUAAAUUGACCUCCACAAACACAUCGAGAGAAUUCCCCCCAACAGUAAUACGUCAGAUGAAAUGAAGUGUGAUAGUAUGGUGUCCAAAAGAAGCUCUAGCUCUCAGAAGACAUCUUCUAGUUCUCUCCACACCAAGACAUCUCACAGGCAAAGAGAGAAGAAUACAGGCAAGGAGAGGAAUCACCACUGCCUGGACUGUGGGAAGAGUUUUACUCAGCAGAGUAUUCUCAGAAUACACCAGCGCAUUCACACAGAAGAGAAACCAUUUCAUUGCUCAGAGUGUGGAGCAAGUUUUAACCAACUGAAUCAUCUCCAAACACACCAACGUAUUCACACAGGAGAGAAACCGUUUCACUGUUCAGACUGUGGGAAGAGCUUUACUACACUUGGUAGUCUCCAAAGACACCAGCGCAUUCAUACAGGAGAGAAACCGUAUCACUGCUUUGAAUGCGGGAAACGUUUUAAUGAUGCAUGUAAUCUUCAACGACACCAGCGGACCCACACAGGAGAGAAACCGUAUUACUGCUCAGAGUGCGGAAGGAGCUUUACUCGACAUAGACAUUUACAAGAACACCAGUACAUCCACACAGGAGAGAAGCCCUUUCACUGCUCAGACUGCGGGAAGAGAUUUAGUCACCUGAGUCCUUUCCGAAUGCAUCAGCGCCUUCACACAGGGCAAAAAUCCUUUCAGUGCUCGGACUGUGGAAAGGGCUUUACUACCAAUGGUAGUCUCCAGAGACACCAGCGCAUUCACACAGGAGAAAAACCGUUUCACUGCUCAGACUGUGGGCGGAGCUUUAAUGAUGCAUGUAAUCUCGAAAGACACCAGUACAUCCAUAGAAACCAAGAGAAACCGUUUCACUGCUCAGAGUGUGGGAAGAGAUUUACUCACCUGAGUCCUUUCCAAAUACACCAGCGCAUUCACACAGGAGAGAAACCGUAUCAGUGCUCAGACUGCGGAAAGAGUUUCAACCACCUGAGUCAUCUCAGAACCCACCAGCGCAUUCACACUGGAGAGAAACCCUUUCGUUGUUCGCACUGUGGUAAGAGUUUUAACGAAAGCAGCAAUCUCCGAAGACACGGCCACAUUCACAGGGGAGAGAAACCGUACCGCUGCUCAGAGUGUGGAGCCAAAUUUGUUACACAGUGUCAUCUUGAAACACACCAGUGCGUUCACACCAGAGAGAAACCGUAUUACUGCUCAGACUGUGGGAAGAGCUUUACCACGCAUGGUAGUUUCCAAAGACACCAGCGCAUCCACACAGGAGAGAAACCGUAUCAGUGCUCUCAGUGUGGGCGGAGCUUCAGGUAUUCACGCACUUUAAAAAUACACCAGCGCAUUCACACUGGAGAGAAACCGUAUCAGUGCUUAGACUGUGGGAAGAGCUUUAAUCGACAGAAUCAUCUCCAAACACACCAGCGCAUUCACACUGGAGAGAAACCGUAUCCCUGCUCAGAGUGUGGAAAGAAUUUUACUACACACAGUAGUCUCCUGAGACACCAACGCAUUCACAAAGAGGAGAAACCGUAUUGCUGUUCAGACUGCGGCAGAAGCUUUUGUACUGGAGACACUCUCCGAAUACACCAGCGCAUCCACACAGGAGAGAAGCCCUUUCACUGCUCAGACUGUGGGAAGAGUUUUAAUCAGCAGAGUCAUUUCAAAGCACAUCAGCGCAUCCACACCGGAGAGAAGCCGUAUCAGUGCUCAGACUGCGGGAAGAGCUUUACUUUAAGGAGUUAUCUCCAGCUACACCAGCGCAUUCACACCGGAGAAAAACCUCAUCGCUGCUCAGAGUGCGGGAGGAGUUUUAAUCAAAUGGGUCAUCUCCAAAUACACCAGCGCAUCCACACCGGAGAGAAACCGUAUUACUGCUCAGACUGUGGGUGGAGCUUCAGGCAUUCCAUUUCUUUAAAAAUACACCAGCGCAUUCACACUGGAGAGAAACUGUUUCAGUGCUCUGACUGUGAAAAGAGUUUUAAUCACCUGAGUCAUCUCAAAACCCACCAGCGCAUUCACACUGGAGAGAAACCGUUUCAUUGUUCAGAUUGUGGAAGGAGCUUUAAUACUAAUGGUAGUCUCCAAAGACACCAGCGCAUUCAUACAGGAGAGAAACCGUAUGUCUGCUCAGAGUUUACUCUCCAAAAACACCAGCGCAUUCACACAGGAGAGAAACCUUUUCAUUGCUCAGAGUGUGGAAAGAGCUUUUGUAAUGCAGAUACUCUCCGAAAGCACCAGCGCAUCCACACAGGAGACAAGCCUUAUCAUUGCCCAGAGUGUGGAAAGAGAUUUACUCAGCAGAGUCAUCUCAAAGCACACCAGCGCAUCCACACAGGUGAGAAACCGUAUCACUGCUCAGAGUGCGGGAAGAUAUUUACUUUAAAGAGUUCUCUCCAACUACAUCAGCGCGUUCACACUGGAGAGAAACCGUAUCACUGUUCAGAGUGCGGGAGGAGUUUUACUAAACUGAGUAAUCUCCAAACACACCAGCGCAUUCACACAGGAGAGAAACCGUAUCACUGUUCAGACUGCGGGAAGAGCUUUCGUCAUGGAGAUACUCUCAGAAUACAUCAGCGCAUUCACACAGGAGAGAAACCAUAUCAGUGUUCAGAGUGUGGAAAGAGAUUUAAUCAACAGUAUCAUUUCAAAGCACAUCAGCGCAUUCACACAGGAGAGAAACCGUAUCAGUGCUCAGACUGUGGAAAGAGCUUUACUGUGAAGAAUGAUCUCCAACAACACCAGCGCAUUCACACUGGAGAGAAACCAUAUCACUGCUCAGAGUGUGGGAGGAGUUUUAGUAAACUGAAUUAUCUCCAAGCCCACCAGCGCAUUCACACGGGAGAGAAACCCUAUCACUGUUCAGACUGUGGGAAGAGCUUUACUACACAUGGUAGUCUCCAAAGACACCAGCGCAUCCACACAGCAGAGAAACCGUAUCGGUGCUCAGAGUGCGGGAAGAGCUUUAAUCAACCGAAUCAUCUCCAGACGCACCAGCGCAUUCACACAGGUGAGAAACCAUAUCUUUGUUCAGACUGUGGGAAGAGGUUUACUUCACAGAGUAAUCUCCAAAGACACCAGCAAAUUCACACAGGAGACAAACCGUAUCAGUGCUCAGAGUGUGGGAAGAGCUUCCGUAAUCCAGAUGAUCUCCGAAAACACCAGCACAUCCACACAGGAGAGAAACUGUAUCGGUGCUCAGAGUGUGGAAAAAUAUUUAACGUAAAAAGUUACCUUCAACUACACGAGCGCAUUCACACAGGAGAGAAACCAUUUUACUGUUCAGACUGUGGACGGAGCUUCAGGCAUUCCGUUUCUUUAAAGCAUCAUAAGUGCACUAUGAAGGAGGGGAGAAGCCACGACAUGUGAAAUUGUGUUAUACAACAAAAAAUGUUUUUUUCAGCAGUUUCUUAAGUUUACAUGACUAUGUAUUUAUGUAUGCAUGUAUAUUUGUAUGUAAGCAGCUGUGAAUAGUUUCUAAGGAGGGUAACUAUUAAUGUUGUAAGAAAAAUAUGAUAUAAUUAUUAUCUUUAAUGACUGGUAAGUAUGUAUGUAUGCAUAUGUGUGAAGAUAUUCAUAAUAGUAGCAUAAUAUUCAAAAUUUCAGUUUUGAUCAAGUGCAUUCAUGACCUCUCAGGCCACUGUCACUGGAGUCUAGAGAUUGGGUGGUUGAUGCCACUGUCCAGCAUAGUUUUUGGAUACUUUAACAAACAGCAAACUAACAACAGCAAUUGCAACAUGGAAAUUACUGUCCUACUACCCUUGACACAAGAAGUAAUGUAAGAGUGAGAGACUACGAUCAGAGAGAAGAUGGAACCAUUGACUGUAUGUAUGAUAUACAUAUUCAUAAACCCUUUUGCAGAUAAAAUGCAAAUAAAAACACAGCAGUGGUUUGCAAAUACA
Molecule: messenger RNA, 4029 nt
Organism: Colossoma macropomum (tambaqui)
Lineage: Eukaryota; Metazoa; Chordata; Actinopteri; Characiformes; Serrasalmidae
Product: gastrula zinc finger protein XlCGF26.1-like
Exons: 5
Coding region: 194-3496 (1100 amino acids)
Biological process (GO): regulation of DNA-templated transcription
Molecular function (GO): RNA polymerase II cis-regulatory region sequence-specific DNA binding; DNA-binding transcription factor activity, RNA polymerase II-specific
Source: RefSeq, a predicted model, not a curated record